Molecule: messenger RNA, 2478 nt
Organism: Aspergillus affinis
Lineage: Eukaryota; Fungi; Ascomycota; Eurotiomycetes; Eurotiales; Aspergillaceae
Product: fanconi-associated nuclease 1
Exons: 2
Coding region: 1-2478 (825 amino acids)
Biological process (GO): interstrand cross-link repair
Cellular component (GO): nucleus
Molecular function (GO): 5'-flap endonuclease activity; flap-structured DNA binding; 5'-3' exonuclease activity
Source: RefSeq, a predicted model, not a curated record
AUGUCCCUGUUGGACUAUUGGGACACGAAACGUCCGCCUGUAAAACGAAGAAAAGUUUCGGCAGAAGACCCGGGGAGGGGCAAAAGCCUGGGAACAGACGAUGAUGGUCUCCAGGAGAACGGUGGCCCCGAGAGUCCUGCUGUCCCGGCGUUGGAUACUCCAACCUUGGACACCCCAUCCUUGGACCAGCCCGAUCAACCUAUCCUCGGCGACGAGGAGCUCCCCUUUCCGCAGAGCCAGACGGAGUUGGAAUCGUCGCUUCCUGCGCUCCAGACCGAUAGCGAGGCCAUCGAGGAGUAUGAGCUGUCACAUGCCGUGACGACAAACCAGGCAGAGAAGCCAGACCUGCAGGAACGGAUGCAAAAUGGCAAGUGGCGAAAGGGGAAGAGUUCCAUCUACGUGGAUGCGUUCAAUCUGGCGCUGGAAACUGUGCUAGACGAGGAGGCGCAUCUAUUUGAUGAGCCCGAGAUGGAAGUCUUCAAUCAAUGGAGGUCGCUUCCAUACGAGUCUCAAUAUCUAUAUGUUCGACUUUUUUUGCGAAAGACCUCCGCGUGGCAUCGUAUCAACCGAUUGGGAUAUCACUCGGAUAUCUCGGACGUGUCUCGCGUCGUAGACGAUCUCCAACGCAGUCGAGGCCUCCCUCCGAGCUCUGAGUCUGCGGGCGAAAACCCGGCGGGCAUCGAGUGUCCCGACGAAAUGGGCCUCGGCAGGGAGUUCCGCUUUGCGGAUAAAACCGAAGAAAUCACAACCUUAGAAGAAGCAUCAUCGUUAUUACUACUUGAAGAAUUGAAAAACCUGGCUAAAGAGGCCAAAGUCCAAGGGAAGAGUAAAAAAGAACUCCUGGCGGCCUUGCGCCGCGCGAGUCAAAGACAAACGGGCCUGGACUGGAAUAGCGACAGGCAACCGGUCAACCGAGACGCACAUUUUGUACAGAAGAUUCUCGACUAUACAGGUGACUGCAUCAGACUUGCAUCGGGGCCCCGGGCCCUCUUUGAACGUGUUCAUCUUGUAUUCUAUAAAUCGACUGAGUGGACAGAGAAGUCCCUAUCGACGAUCAUUCUGGCGAAGAUAUCCCGCCGAAAUUUCCCAGAGUAUGUGGUCUGCCGGUCGAAUUCGAUCUUCCCAUCGCGGGAUUUCCUACUGGAGUUUGAGCUGGCUCUCCGGACUCAAUUUCAAAUCGAUAAUAUCCUCGAGUUCAGCGGGACGCCGUCGAAGGAAAUGCUGGAGCAAGUGAGAGACCUUGCUUACAAAGUACAUCCGCGGUGGAAAUUCCUGCUUGAACAUGAACGACGCAAAGAAGAAACUAUCUACGAAUGCGGCGAAGGUGCAUACCUCCGUCGUUUCUCCCCGGCAUGGGUCUAUACGCGCAUCAUUCACAAGGGACUGCAUCCGUUGGGCCGGUUCAAGGAGCACAAGGAAGAACACCGAGUGCUCUCUGAGCUCCUUGACCAGCGUCUCUUCCACGCCGCCCGUCGCGGGGCAUGGUAUCAGCGAAAAGCGCUGCUGGAGGAGCACUACAUGUGGGCAUUGGACCCCAAUGAAGGACGCAGCGAGGACUUGCAGAAAAAGCACUGGAGGCACCAUGCCCUCCGCACCUGCGAAGCAGGCCUCGAGGACCCCGACUGCCACCUGAUCUAUCACUACGAUCUCCAGAAACGGAUCACCAAGCUCGAAAAGGCUCUGCGGGUCGUGAAACGCGAACAGCACGAGUUCCACCACGUGCAGCUCGUCAAGCCCGAGGAACGAACCAUCGAGGGCGUUCGCAUCGAACCCGAAGACUCGCCCCCUCGAAACAACGGCACCCCUUCUCACGAUGAUAUGUCCUCCAAACGAGGCCGUCCGACCAUCUGGCUCGACGAGUGCGACGGCGGAGAAUGUCGUGUCGAAAGCAUGUGUCUGAACUGGUACCGCUCUCAAGGCUGGAAAGGCUACCACUCGGAAGGCGGCAUCCUCAAAACCCUCUUCGGCUACCUCUUCUACGACAUCCUCUUCACCUACGUCCCCAACGUCUUCCAAACCCCAUUCCAGACCUGCCCGCUCGACCUCCACACCGAUACUUUCUACGCGUCGCGCGCAUCGGAAAUCAACCACCGACUCGUCGAAAUCACCAACGGCGACUCCGCAUCCAUCCUGCGGGCCGUGCACGCGCAGGAAUCCCCCAAACAGACCUGCGCCGUCGGCCUCGACUGGUCCUUCGAGUUAGAGGAUUUGGUGGAGAUCGUGCAGUGUUUUCGCGGCGAGGCGCUGGCCACGAUUUGCAAGGUUCUGGCGCAGGAGUAUCAGCAGCGCGGGGGUGGGAUUCCGGAUCUGUUUCUCUGGCGGUGGGAGACGAGGGAGGUUCUGUUUGUGGAGGUCAAGUCGGAGAAUGAUCGGUUGAGUGAUACGCAGCGGUUGUGGAUUCAUGUGUUGGUUGGGGCUGGGGUGAGGGUGGAACUUUGUAAUGCUGUUGCGAGGGAGGUGAGGUCUUCUGCUGAUUGA